Corylus avellana is the source of this 555-nucleotide messenger RNA. Lineage: Eukaryota; Viridiplantae; Streptophyta; Magnoliopsida; Fagales; Betulaceae. The record is from RefSeq and is a predicted model, not a curated record.
AUGGAGGAGACGAACAAGAACAAUGAUCAAAAUGUGAUUACUGAUUAUACGCCGGAACUUGGCAUUGAGUUUGAUUCUGAACAAGAGGCAUACAACUUUUAUAAUGAGUAUGGACGAAAUUGUGGAUUUAGUAUUCGUAAAGAUUGGUGUAAUAAAAGAAAGAUAGACGAUGUGGUGACUUCAAGACAAUUUGUAUGUUGUAAACAGGGUUUUCGAGAUGAAUGGGAUAGAGAUGGUCAAAAAACACAUGACCGAGCUGAAACAAGGACAGGUUGCCAAGCACAUAUGAAAAUUCGACUUGAUAAGAAAAAUGAAAAAUAUUAUAUACAUAGUCUUGAGCUCGGCCAUAAUCAUGCUCCUCAUGUUUCACAAUGUGCUCACAUGAUGCCAUCACAAAGGAGGAUCUCACAAGCACAAGCAUUAGAAAUCAAUUUGGUGAAUGAUAGUGGUAUAAAAUUGAAGGAUUCGUAUGAGUUUAUGGGUAGGCAAGCCGGUGGAAGAGAUGUUCUUGGUUACACCAAGCAGGAUCAUAAGAAUUACCUUCAUAGCAAAUGA